Messenger RNA from Drosophila subobscura, 5044 nucleotides. It is a transcript of the gene Calx, whose product is annotated as sodium/calcium exchanger 3. Lineage: Eukaryota; Metazoa; Arthropoda; Insecta; Diptera; Drosophilidae. Gene Ontology annotation, molecular function: calcium:sodium antiporter activity. The record is from RefSeq and is a predicted model, not a curated record. The transcript is spliced from 11 exons. Gene Ontology annotation, cellular component: axon; postsynapse; sarcolemma. Bases 1076 to 4000 code for a protein of 974 amino acids. Gene Ontology annotation, biological process: cell communication; sodium ion transmembrane transport; calcium ion import across plasma membrane.
GCGUCAGAAUCAGAGCCGAAACUAGGCUAAAUAUCUUUGCAUACUUUUGGGCCAGCGUUUCAGCACACACAAGCACACAGAAAGAGCGACUGACAGACAGACAGGUCCUGCGCCUGCGGUCGCCGACAUUUGAACCUAUUCCAAGCCCCAGCGCUGACCGCUGACCGCGCCGAGCACCGGGCACCGGGCAGGCCGUGCAUCUCCGCAUCCGCAACCGUGUCCGUGGCGUCCUCGUUUGCAGCUUUCUUUAGCUUUUGGCAGCAGUUGAAAAUGUGCAAUAAGAGUGAGAGAAAAUAAAGAAAAGCGAACAAACACAAACACACAGCGAAAAGGACAAGCGCAAAAAGAGUUCAGUUCGGUUUCGGUGCAGUGGCUCAGAGUGGUGCAACGGUUCAACAGCCUCCGGGUGCCGUGCUCCGUGCUCCGUGUUCCGGGUACCGGGUUGUUCGGGGCAAGCACAACUGCAAAUUCGUGAGUGCAGUGCAGCCCGUCGUCGCUUCGUCCCGGCUUCGUGUGCGCAUCCUGUUUGUCUUUCAGCGCCCUGUGUGUGUCCGUGUGUGCAUGUGUAUCCUGCAACAGUAGCGGCAGCAUCAGCAGCAGCAGCAUCUCUGCAGCGGCGAAAAUUGUGUCAGCAGCAGUAGCAGCAGCAGCAACUUCUGCAGUUCGCCAGUCUGGCGCCUCCAUCUCCAAUUGCCGGUGCAGCGGCGGCCCAACUGCGUCAAAGUGUUAAAAGUGCCAUUGCGAGAAUGCCACCUCGCGGCCCUACGUCAUAGUCAACCACCAGCACCAGCACCCAGCAUCAGAUCUGCCUGCAGCAUUCAGCAUUAAGAGAAAUCAUCACUAGCCAAAGCACGAGCACUCAGCACAAACCAACAACCCAGAGAAGAGUUCAACUUCAACACAGCCAAAUCGAACGCAACAAAGCUUCCAGUAUCCAGAAACCAGAGGAGUUCCAAUUCCCACUUCCCCCCACACACUUCCAGAGCGAAGCACAGGAGCAAGCCAGCCCCAGAGCAGAGCCAGCCAGCACUAUCCAAUUAGUUGUUAAUUGAAACUAUCAGAUCACUGCUCCGCCAUGCAGCUGUUCCUUAAGUCCAUAGCCACCUGCGCAUUAUUCGUGUUCUUCAUCUAUUCCACGGCCCAGUCUCUGGCAAAGGUGCAGGAUGUAGAUGAUGGCACGAGGGUGUCGUACAGGUCGUCAUUGUUGAACAGGACCGAUAUCAGCCAAAACCAGAGUCCCUUCCACAGUCGACGGCUGCGGCAGGCCCCAGACGAUGGUGGACUGGAAGGGACUGAGAUUUCAUUUAAAGAAGAGAAUGUUAAGGAUCUAGCAACGAAAACCGACUCGGAGGAGAUUCGAGUCUGCGGCGAGGGCCUGGUACUGCCACUGUGGAUGCCGCAGAAGAAUAUCUCAAUGGGAGAUCGUCUGAUACGCGGCUUUGUGUACUUCCUGCUGCUGAUAUAUCUGUUCGUUGGGGUGUCCAUCAUCGCGGAUCGGUUCAUGGCGUCCAUCGAAGCGAUCACGUCCAUAGAGCGGACCGUGGUGGUGCGUGGACCCAACAACGAGAAACAAACAAUGCACGUCCGCAUCUGGAACGAGACGGUGGCCAAUCUCACGCUGAUGGCACUGGGAUCGAGUGCCCCGGAGAUUCUGCUCUCCGUCAUCGAGAUCUAUGCCAAGGACUUUGAGAGCGGCGAUCUUGGGCCGGGCACCAUUGUCGGCUCGGCUGCCUACAAUCUGUUCAUGAUCAUUGCCGUGUGCAUGGUAUGGAUACCGGCGGGAGAGGUGCGUCGGAUCCGGCAUCUGCGCGUCUUCUUCGUCACCGCCCUCUUCUCGAUCUUCGCCUACGUCUGGCUAUGGAUGAUCCUCUCCGUCAUCUCCCCGGGCAUCAUCGAGGUGUGGGAGGCAAUUGUCACCCUGCUCUUCUUCCCAAUCACUGUGAUUUGGGCCUACAUUGCCGAGCGCCGCAUGCUCGUCUACAAGUACAUGGACAAGAACUUCCGCGUGAACAAGCGCGGCACUGUGGUGGCCGGCGAGCACGACCAGGUGGAGAUGGAUGCGGAGAAGGGACACCAUCCGAUGGUCGGCUUCCAGUCGCACCGCAACUCCGAUGCCGAGGCCUUCGACGAGGCGCGACGCGAGUACAUCAACGUGCUGUCGGAGCUGAGGCAGAAGUACCCCGAGGCGGACCUGGACCAGUUGGAGAUGAUGGCCCAGGAGCAGGUCAUCUCGCGCGGCAACAAGUCGCGCGCCUUCUACCGUGUCCAGGCCACCCGCAAGAUGGUCGGCAGCGGCAACUUGAUGCGCAAAAUCCAGGAGCGCGCCCACAGCGAUCUCACCGAGGUGAAGGCCCAGCUGCAGCAGAGCGACGAGGAGGAUCCCGAUGAGCAGCCAACCCGCGUCUACUUCGAGCCGGGCCACUACACCGUUAUGGAGAACUGUGGCGAGUUCGAGGUGCGCAUUGUGCGCCGCGGCGACAUCCACAACUACUCGACCGUCGAGUACGAGACGCAGGACGGCACAGCCGUCGCCGGCACCGAUUUCAUUGGCAAGAAGGGAGUGCUCAGCUUCCCCCCGGGCGUCGACGAGCAGCGCUUCAAGAUCGAGGUCAUCGAUGAUGACAUCUUCGAGGAGGACGAAUGCUUCUACAUCCGUCUGUUCAAUCCAUCGGAAAAUGUGCUGCUGUCGGUGCCCCAGAUAGCCACCGUAAUGAUUCUGGACGAUGAUCAUGCCGGCAUCUUUGCCUUCUCGGAUUCCUCCUUUGAGAUCAGCGAAUCGGUGGGACUCUACGAGAUACCGGUGAUGCGCUACUCCGGAGCUCGUGGCACUGUCAUUGUGCCCUAUUGGACCGAAGAUGAGACCGCAGUCGGUGGAAAAGACUUUGAGGCCGCACGCGGCGAACUGAUCUUCGAGAACAAUGAAACAGAACAAAAAAUCCAAGUACUCAUACUGGAGGAGAGCAGCUACGAGAAGGAUGUCAGCUUUAAGGUUCACAUCGGAGUGCCACGAUUGGCACCAGAUGACUUUAAUAAGGAAUCAUUUUUCAAUCGAUUUUUUGAAAAACACGAACACACUGGAGAUCAUACUUACGAUGAACUUCAAGCUAAAAUCCAAGAGGUGGAGAACAAGGACACCAAGGAUUUAACCGAACUGGAUCGCAUCCUGUUGCUGAGCAAGCCCAGGAACGGAGAGCUGACCACCUCACAUGUCCGCAUUCGAGAGAGCAAGGAAUUUAAGGCUACUGUCGACAAACUGGUGGCCAAGGCGAACACUUCAGCCGUGCUCGGCACAUCCUCCUGGAAGGAACAGUUCAAAGAUGCUCUCACCGUCAUCCCAGCCGAUGAAAGUGAGUUCGAUGAUGGGGACGAUGAUGUGGAGGAGGUGGUGCCCAGCUGCCUCAGCUACAUCAGCCACUUUGUCUGCCUCUUUUGGAAGGUUCUCUUUGCAUUUGUGCCGCCCACAAAUAUUUGCGGCGGCUAUGUGACCUUUGUGGUUUCGAUAUGUGUCAUUGGCAUCAUCACCGCCGUCAUUGGGGAUGCCGCCUCCUAUUUCGGUUGCGCCCUCAAUAUCAAGGAUUCGGUUACCGCCAUUCUUUUUGUGGCCCUGGGCACCAGCAUACCAGACACAUUUGCCAGCAUGAUUGCGGCCAAGCACGACGAAGGUGCCGACAAUUGCAUCGGCAAUGUCACGGGCAGCAAUGCGGUCAACGUAUUCCUGGGCAUUGGGCUGGCCUGGUCCAUUGCCUCCAUUUACCACAUGUCCCAUGGCAUGACCUUCAACGUGGAGCCCGGAACGAUUGGCUUUGCAGUGGGUCUCUUUGUGGCCGAGGCAUUGGUGGCCGUCGCUGUGAUCAUGUUCCGGCGCUGGAACAAGAAUAUUGGCGCUGAGCUGGGCGGUCCCAAGAAUUCCAAGUACAUCAGCGCCUCAAUUCUGGUGUUCCUCUGGGUAUUCUACGUAGUCAUCUGCACCCUGGAGGCCUACGAUAUCAUCAGGAUCUAAGCGUCGGCUCAAAGGGAAAUCUGAAAAGAAUGGAAGGAAAAAGGGAUUAAAAACCGCACGCGAAGAAGCUGUAGGAAGGAUAAACUUAUAUAUAUAUGUAUAUGUACUUAUGUGCUAUAUGUAUAUGUAUAUGUAUUGAUAUUUAUUGUGUAAAAUUUAUGUUAAUGUUAAGAGUAAAAUGAGUAAAUGUUUAACUAGGUUUGUAAGUUCGGGGCAUACAUUUUAUUUUAAAUAUUGUGUAUCUACUAUUUUACGAUUACGAUUACAAUUACAAUUACAAUUACAGUUACACUACAUUACUCUCUUUAUUAUUGAUAUAUAUGUACGUAUAUGUAUACGGAAGAUAUGAAUUGUAAAUACAGAAAGGCUGCCACGGCUCAGCAAUCUUGUAAUUGUGACGAGAUCAUUCAUUGUUUUGCCAUAUAUACUUAAUUACACAUACUCUAAAAUACACUAUUAUACAUACAUAUUUAUUAUUAUAUCAUUCUGCGUACAACUUAAGUCAUUGUUGUUGUUUGUUAAAGCUGUACUUAAUCCAAGUCCAAGUUGAAUUCGAAUUUAAGUUUUUGAAAUUGAAAUCGUCUCUCCAUUUGUCCGCGAAAAAUCAUUGUUAAUUUAAUACAUGUGUAAGUUUUAGCAGAGAAAUUAAAAAUGUUUUAGCCAACAAACAAACAAAGCAAAGCAGACCCCAGAGAUGAUCCCUCUGAGCUAAAUACAACUACUAACACUAACACAAACAACUACUACUAAUACUAAUCUAUUCGUACUAUUAACACUUAGGCAGACUACCCAACAAACUGCGAGUAGCUCUAAGUAGUCCCUCCCUCCAUACUAACUGACUCUUUUCUUCUUGAACUCUGACCAAAUGCAAAGUGGCGGCACUUACUACUUACUAGCCUAGCGAUUAGCCCCGUAAGACCAUCAGUGAACAGGAGCAGCACUAAUCAAUUUACUUAAAACAAAACCAACAAAAAAUAAAACAAAACAAAGACUUUCAAUUUGCUUAUGUCGCGACUGGCAGUGAUCGAACGAAAAACGAAGUAG